GUUCUCUCUCUCUUUCUCUCUCUAGAAAUGAAGGCAAGCCCAGUGACAGAUGUCAAGGUCUCCUCGGUUGUACCUGCUUCUGUGACAGGCGAGAACAAGCCACGACACCUCACGGCCAUGGACUUGGCCAUGAAGCUCCACUACGUCCGAGCCGUUUACUUCUUCAAGGGUACACGUGACUUCACCCUCACUGACUUGAAGGACAACAUGUUUCCUCUGCUACAGCUCCAAUGUUAUGGCCACGUGGCGGGUCGGAUCCGGAUGCCCGACAACGACUCUUCUGCUCCAGCCUUACCUUUCAUUCGCUGCAACGACAGUGGCACACGCGUCGUUGAAGCCAAAGUCGAUGGGUUCACGGUCGAGGAGUGGCUUGACUUGGAAGACCGUUCCAUCGAUCACCAGUAUCUUGUAUACGAUCACGUUCUUGGUGAUCCUGAUCUUAUCUUCUCUCCACUCGUUUUCCUCCAGAUAACACAGUUCAAAUGUGGCGGGUUCUCUAUUGGGUUGAGUUGGGCCCAUGUUUUAGGAGAUGUGCUUUCAGCAUCAACUUUCAUGAAAACAAUGGGACAACUAUUGUCGAGCUAUGGUCCACCCAAACUCGUGUACCCAACAAAGUCGGUACUGACCUCUCAUGCUAUUGGUCAAGGUCAUGAUGAUAAUGAUGAUGAUGAAGCGAUUUCCAUCAAAAAGAUAGAAUCAGUUGGGGAGUAUUGGUUACCUACCAAUAAAUGGAAUAUGAGGAGAUUUGUUUUUAACUUUAGCCACGACCAAACUGACCGUUUAAUGGCCAAGUACGCAGGGCCAAACCAACCUUUUUCGGAGGUUGAUGUUCUGUAUGCAUUGAUGUGGAAGUCGCUACUGAAUAUCCGUGGCGAUAAAGAGACCAAUGUUAUAACAAUUUGUGACCGUAAAAUGUCUUCAACAUGUUGGAAUGAUGACUUGGUAAUAAGCGUAGUGGAAAGAAAAGACGAGGCCGUCGAAAUAUCUGAGCUAGCUGCACUGAUUGCUGGCAAAAAAAUAGAAGAAAAUGGUGUGAUCAAACGGAUGAUAGAACAAGAUAAAGGGUCUUCAGAUUUUAUCACUUACGGUGCGAAUUUAACGUUUGUGAAUCUUGACAUGGUAGAUAUGUGCCACGACUUUGAAAUCAAAGGAGCGAAGCCGGAUUUCGUAAACUACACGAUUCACGGUGUUGGAGACAAAGGAGUUGUUUUGGUUUUCCCCAAGGGAAAGCUUGCUAGGAUUGUAAGUGUGGUGAUGCUUGAAGAAGACCUUGCAAAGCUCAAGGUUGAGGUUAAUAAUUUGAUUAUGUAACUUUGUGUAUUUCUUGAAUUUCUUGCUUUGUUCUUCUGUGUGGUGCAACUGAUUUUCGCUGUUAUUUACACUAGGUCAAUUUAUUUUAUUCGCAUAUUCGAUGAUUUUCUAUGUCCCUUCUUGUAUUGUAUCAGUGAUUACUUUGAUUAUCCAAUUGCUGUAAUAAAAUGUUG
Molecule: messenger RNA, 1484 nt
Organism: Eutrema salsugineum
Lineage: Eukaryota; Viridiplantae; Streptophyta; Magnoliopsida; Brassicales; Brassicaceae
Product: protein ECERIFERUM 2
Exons: 2
Coding region: 28-1311 (427 amino acids)
Molecular function (GO): acyltransferase activity, transferring groups other than amino-acyl groups
Source: RefSeq, a predicted model, not a curated record